AUGGCCACCCCUACGACCCCCACAAUGACGACUUUCGCCUCCACCUCCGCCUCGCCCUGCAACGACAAGGCCCGCGAGUUCCUGGCCGGAAUGGCUGACAUGAUGGAUAGUUUGGUCAGCAUCGGAGCCGAGGCUGCCGACGCUGAUGAGAUGGACAUCGACGUGGACAUUGAGAUCAAUAUCAACAUGGGGAUGGACAUGUGGGUGGACGAGAAGAUGGAUGAUAUGGAGGUCACCGCGGAGGACGAGAACGAGGACAUGGGGGAGGGCGAGUACCAGGACGGAAACAUGGAAGUGGAAGCGUGA
Messenger RNA from Tricharina praecox, 306 nucleotides. RefSeq lists its product as uncharacterized. Lineage: Eukaryota; Fungi; Ascomycota; Pezizomycetes; Pezizales; Pyronemataceae. The record is from RefSeq and is a predicted model, not a curated record. The transcript has a single exon. The coding region runs from base 1 to 306 and encodes 101 amino acids.